Molecule: messenger RNA, 3922 nt
Organism: Hemibagrus wyckioides
Lineage: Eukaryota; Metazoa; Chordata; Actinopteri; Siluriformes; Bagridae
Gene: adgrg4b
Product: adhesion G-protein coupled receptor G4
Exons: 29
Coding region: 81-3794 (1237 amino acids)
Biological process (GO): cell surface receptor signaling pathway; adenylate cyclase-activating G protein-coupled receptor signaling pathway
Cellular component (GO): membrane
Molecular function (GO): G protein-coupled receptor activity
Source: RefSeq, a predicted model, not a curated record
CACACACAACACACAGGCACACAGACACUCACUGAGCCCAGGGACACAGAGACAGAGGGGAUUCAUACAAAGCAGAAGUCAUGCUCGGUGUUGGUUUGUGUUUUGUCGUCUUGCUCCUACAUGUCUCCUGUGCGAGGGAUGCAGUGUCAGAGAUUUUAUGGGGGAAGACAGUGGUCCUUGAACACACGAGCUGCCAGUUUUGGCGUCUGAAUCCAAAUGAGUCCUUGCCGUCUCUGUCCGAGUUCACGGUGUGUGUCAACGUGCAGAGGAGCAUCAACAGCAAAGUGUGGAGCGCCUUCACCUACCUGCACCCCGACCGCAGCCGCGUGGAGCUCGGGUUCGGUGGGCGCGCGCUGCAGCUGCAGGUGCGUGUGUUCGGGAGGAGCUGGGUGACGGAGGACACGCUCACCGUGGGACAAUGGCACGCUGUGUGCAUCACGUGGUCCUGCUCGGCCAGCCGGCUCGCGCUCGUCAUCGACGGCAAAGCAACGGAGCUGAGAACUGACGCGAGGGAACCGAGCCGAGACGUGGGCGCGUGUGCGCUGGCGGGCGGAGGCUCGCUCACUCUCGGGGCUGCGCAUUAUUACGUAGGAGACAAUAUGGAGGUGGAGAGCGGCACCAACCUGCAGGGGCGCGUGACCAUGUUCAGGGUGUGGGGCAGAGCACGCAGCGUGCACGAGAUCGCCACCAACACCUGCACCGACGGUGACGUCAUCAAGUGGCACGGACGCGUGUGGCUCGAUCAUGACUGCACACCUGUAGUGGACCACACGGUCAAAUGCGUGUGGUCUCUGUAUGAGCUGAAAGUUCUGCUCCUCAUCCUCAGCCAUAACAAACCCAUCACCACUUACGAGGCUCGAAACAUCACAUAUCACUGGUUGAGAACGGUGCUUCCUGUGAAUAUUUCCCUGCCUACAGUCGUUGUGUUUAAAGCAAAAAGUUUUGCUUGGGCCUACACAGGAAACAAAACAGAUACAGUGAGUCAGAGGAACAAUCCUAAUGCAAACUGGUUUGAGGUUAUGGCUCAUCUGAACGUGAUUCCGUGUGAAGAUGUGGGAAAAAUCCAGGAACAGGUUGUGAAUAUCCUCAAAAAGGGGUACACCUCACCUACGUAUUACCACCUGAUUACACAUGAGGACGAUGUGCAUGUUUAUCCUACAGACUCAAAUGAAAUUCCUCUUUCAACACCGGAGACUAGCGUCACAGUGACAGACACUCCCACCAACACACCUGUUACAAAGUCCCCGCCCACUGAGGUCACAGACAGUUUCUUUAAAGUGAGUUUGAACGUAACCAUCACAGGAUCAGAGCAGGAUCCAGCGCUCACUCUUCAGAGCUGGCUUCAUGAAACUCUCUCUCUUGAAGGAAUGUCUGUGUUGAACUUUCGAUUAACGUCUCCACCAUCAGGGUGUCGAAGUUUGGAGGAGUGCAGCAGCCCCUCGAGUGCGGGAUUUUCUCUGAUCUCAGCUCAGAGUUGUGACUUUCAGAUGCUCGUGACGUCGUGUUUGAACGUCGAUGAAACACAGAAUCAGAUACGUCAGCUGUUGGAGCAGGCGUACAGCAGCAGCUCUGUGAACCUGCAAGCCGAACACAUCCACAUCAUGCGCAUACACCCUGGUGAGUGCCCUCAACACCCUCAGCAGACUCGUCAGGGUUUGUACAUUUGGAAGAGAACUGCGGCUCAGUGCAGACACACACAGCCAUGUGAAGGAGAUAAGACACACACAGCAAUACGCCAGUGUUUGCUGUGUGCUGUGACUAAUCGUGCGGUGUGGAUCGCUUCGGACCUGAGGGACUGUCCCACUGUAGUGAACACACUCUCUGACCUCGAGCAGAUCACAGUCACUAAAGACACGGCGAAGGAUGUGCUGAAGAUAAUCGUGGACAUCAUGAAAGAGAGCAAGGGCCUGAACAAGCGAGACCUGUGGCUGGUGCUGAACACACUGGAGAUUGUGCUGAAUGUCAGCACCAUGACCUUUGAGCUCGCUCAGGUCAUCAUCAACAUCACAUCAGACAUCCUGAACUCAAAGAGCGACCUUCAUCCCUUCACUAACUAUAUUCUGAACAUCACAGAGAGGGUUGGAAACAAAAUGUCUGAUCUGAAUAACAGCUCUGUCAGUGUGGUGGCUGCAGCGUUAGCUCUGUCUGUGGUUAAUAUCGACACGAAGAAUUUCUACAAUCUGACAUUUGGAGUCACAUCGAUGACCAGCGAACCACAUCCAGCGGUGUAUAUUAAUCAGGACCCAGCUGAGGGCACUGUGGUCUUCAUCUCUCUCCCUCCAUCUCUCCAUGCCAGUUUCCCCCCAAGCUACUACUCCAAUCCCCAAGUGCAAUUCCAGUUCUAUGGUGUUCCUGCACUCUUUCAGAAUUGUGAGAAAGGGAAGGUGUUGAACACGUAUGUUGUAGCUGCCAGUGUAAUAAACGCAGUGCAGCCCAUCAGUGAUCUGAAGGUUCCAGUUGUUGUCAUGCUGCACCACCUCAACACCAACACACUUCAUAGAGAUGUUCAGUGUGUGUACUGGAACUUCAGUAUGAAUGGUGGUUUUGGAGGUUGGAGCCCCAGAGGAUGCUGGAAACACAACACAACUCAUAACUACACAACCUGCAUGUGUGAUCACCUCACACACUUUGGCGUGCUGCUGGACAUAUCCAGGACUCCCGUUGAUGAGAAAAAUGAGAAGAUCCUCACUCUCAUCACAUACACAGGGUGUGGCAUGUCUUCUUUCUUCCUUGGUGUGACGGUGCUGACCUACACACUGCUGGAGAAGUUGAGGUGUGAUUACCCGUCUCAGAUCCUGCUGAACCUCUCCAUCGCUCUGCUUGGCCUCAAUCUUGUUUUCCUCGUUAACUCCUGGAUUUCUUCCUUUGGGCUGGCCGCCCUCUGCGUUGCCGUGGCAACCACUCAGCACUACUUCCUCUUGGCCUCGUUUACCUGGAUGUUCCUGGAGGCAGUGAACAUGUACUUUGCCCUCGUUAAAGUGUUCAACGCCUAUGUGCCUUCUUACAUCCUCAAAUUCUGCUUCAUCGGCUGGGGUGUUCCUCUGCUGAUCUGUUGUUUGGUCUUGGUGGUGAAACCCGACUCAUACGGACUCCUGCUGCUCGAGAACUCAGAAAUGUUCUGCUGGGUAUCUGACAGUGUGGUGUUCUACGUGUGUGUGGUGGGUGUAGUGGGAUUGAUUCUGCUGGUGAACGGUUCUGUGUUCCUCUUGGUUCUGCUGCAGGUGAGGAGGGCGUGUGUGAGCGAGCACAGAGGUGUGAUAAAGGAGCUGCGAGGCGUCACUAGUCUCACUCUGCUGCUCGGACUUACCUGGAGCUCCGCCUUCCUCACCUGGGGUGAUGCCAGAGUCCCGCUACUCUACAUCUUCUCCAUCCUCAACAGCCUGCAAGGUUUCUUUAUUUUUCUGUUUCAAUGUCUGAUGAAGGAAAAUGUGCGUAAGCAGUGGAGAGUGCACUUGUGCUUCGGACGCUUCAAACUGCAGGAGUACUCAGAAUGGAGUCACACUCCUCCCAUCAUCAACAAACCCAAACACACUCCGAUGCUGACCUUCUCCACUGCAGCUUCAGUCAGAUCCAAUAAAUCCAACUCAACUCAGAGCUCCUCAGCUUCCUCCCACUGCACUGAACACCACUUCUCUGUGAAGAGUCCUGACCUGGGUGUGGUGUAUCAGCAGAGCUUCAUCCUGCCUCGAGCACAGCGAGUACACACUCCACUCCCCGAGGGUGCAGGGUACAACACACGCUCCCUAAACUGGAUACCUAAAGAGGUUCCUGACUAUGAUGUCUACUUCAACUAGCACUUGUUUCUGGCUGUACGCCACUCUGCUGUUUUGUGAUGAAUACAGGAUGUAGUGUGUUUCUGUUUAAAUGAGCUAUGUUUUUAAACAAAUCAAAGCAAGUCAAUAAAUAUAACUAGCAAAAUGUA